Messenger RNA from Poeciliopsis prolifica (blackstripe livebearer), 2080 nucleotides. Its product is annotated as cerebellin-2-like. The record is from RefSeq and is a predicted model, not a curated record. The transcript has 6 exons. Gene Ontology annotation, molecular function: protein binding. Lineage: Eukaryota; Metazoa; Chordata; Actinopteri; Cyprinodontiformes; Poeciliidae. Bases 34 to 867 code for a protein of 277 amino acids.
GCUGCUCUGUACAGACUGAGGACAGAGAUCAAAAUGUUUUUCCCAGCAUUGCUGCUAAUCUGCUCUCUUUCCAGCGCUCAGCUGCAUGCUGUAGCCGACAGUGAAAUCAGGCUAACUAGAUCACAGGAAGGAGACACAGAAAAUCUUUCAAAUAAUCAGCAAACCUUCACGCAGGACAUCAAUGCCGUGCUGAGAGAGAUGAGCGCUUCACUGGCUGGACUGAAGGUGGAGUUCAGGUGCUUACAGAAAGAUCAUGAUGCUAAGACCAGAGAACUGGAGUUGCUAAAGAAUGAGUUGGAAAAGAUAAAGCAACAGUUCCAAGCACAGGUAGAAGAGGUGACCACAGUCAAAGCCUUGGCAAACAGCACUGAACACCAAGUGGAGGUUUUGUGGAAAGAGGGAAAAGAGCAAGUGACAAAAGUAAGACGUCUUGAGCAGCAGUACCAAGCGAAACAAGUGGCUUUCUCCGCCUCAGUGUUCACUGGAGGAGCUCAAGAACAUGUCGGACCAUUUAACACAGACACAGUUCUGAUCUUCAGACAUGUUGCUACUAAUACAGGAAAUGCCUACAACCCGCAUACAGGGAUUUUUUCUGCACCCGUCAGAGGAGUCUAUCAUUUUGAGUUCUACCUUCAUGGCCAUGGACAUGCGUCACAUCCUACAGCUGCUUCGUUGGUCAAGAAUGGGCAGCAAAUCUUCACUGCCUAUGAAUGGCAAUCUUCCAGGUCUGUUAAUCCCUCUAAUGGAGUGAAUUUACAUUUAGAGUCUGGAGAUGUUGUUUUUGUGCGUCUCUGGCAGAACGCAAGAAUUUUUGACAAUGGUAAUUAUCACACAACCUUCAGUGGCCAUCUGCUUUUCCCUUUGUGAGCACAAAACUUUUCUGAUUCUCUUUGCCCAUCAGGUUUUAGUUUUGCGACUCAUAAUCAAACUUUGCAGAAGGUUGCAUUUUUACAUAAUGUUUUGAUGAUGUUCAAAUAAAUAUUGGCAGCCGAAUUUGCUGGCUUGACCAGUACAGUACUGGGAUAUACUUAUGAUCAGCUUUACAUCAGCAAGUUCAAGUGUCUGUAAUUUUACUCAUGCAGAAAAGUAAAAUCAAAUCUUUAAAAAUAUUGUUUAUUUCAGCCUUUAUUGUCUUUUAAACAUUUAAAUAAUUGCCUAAUUUGGAACAAAAAAAGAAACCGUAAUGAAGAAUAAAGAAACAUAAAUAUAGAACCAGAAUUACAAUCAAAAGGGAUAUAAGAAAUUCAAUCAUACAAUUUUUAAACAGAAUUAAGAGUAUUCCUGAAAAUUAUAUAUAGGACUUUAAUUCUCAGCAUACAUUAAAUGUUUAAUCGUGUUUCUGCACUAACUUACAAUAUGCCAUGAUGACGUUGUUUGUUCUAAUUGUAAAUGUUAUAUUUUAAUUUGCUGUAAGCUGAAAAUCAUUAUAACAUAAAUAAAGGUGUUUCAAACUAUUAUAUUUCAAAUAAAAAUGUUAAUGAACUUUUCACUCACAUCUUUGUUCAAACUUUGCAUCAGGUGGAUUUUAUUGCCAGGCUUCAAAAUACAAAACAAUGAAGAAAAGCAAAAGAUAGUCAUUUGCUCUAAAUUUGUUGAAAUAGUAACCAUAAGGAAAAAGAACGACAGUCUGAUAAUGUUAUGAAUUUUCAUCUUCGUCACCUGAUCAACAUCAGACUUUGAAAAUAGUGUACAAUGUUAGAUUAAAAGUGCAAGAUCCUUUCCUUAUUAAAAUAAAUCUGUGGAAUGUCAUUAUCUGUUCUUCUUACAAGGUGUCCUUUUUUCUGUUUGUAUAGAAAUGUGUUUUAUCAAUAUUGCUGAUGUAAUGCAAAAUUCAAGCUAUUCUGACUAACGAAAUAUAGUGUAUCUGAUUAAUUUGUUUGAGGAGUUUGGAAAGCAACUUGUUUCUCUGACAAAAUUAAGAAGAGAAAAGUAGUGAAGCUGCUCAGAGGUCUGACCUGCAGUUUUGUACCAACAGCGUAAAACACUGGAAAUACUUCAUAUUAGCUUGGUGUGAUGUGAAUUUUAUUUUUUGUUGGAAUUUUUAAAAAAGUAAUAAAGUUCACAUUGACUAAUGGUUUAA